UUGUAGUAUACGCUUUUCAUUUAUCAGAGUAAUUCAUUAUGAGUUUUAAUAACAAAGUUAUUUUAAUAACUGGCGCUGGUUCUGGAAUUGGAGCAGCAACAGCGAAAGCAUUUGCAGAAAAAUCAGCUAAAUUAUCAUUAAUCGAUAUAAACGAACAGAAUUUAGAAAUAACUGCUGAAGCUUGUAAAGCGAAGAAAGUCGAAGUACUAAAUGUAGCAGCUGAUCUAACUAAAGACGAAGAUGUUAAACGAUCCAUAGACAGUACUGUGAGAAAAUUUGGUAAAAUAGAUAUAGUUGUAAACUGCGCAGGUAUCUGUGGUUCAGGAAGUAUCUUAGAUCCUGAUUUAUUAAAGAAAUUCGAUGAAACAAUAGCUAUAAAUCUAAGAACAACAAUUGCCAUAACUAAUGCAGUAGCUCCAAAAUUGAUUGAAACUAAAGGUAAUAUUAUAAAUAUAUCUAGUGUAUGUGCUACUUUAACAACUAAAUAUAUGAUACCUUAUAAUGUAGCUAAAGCAGGUUUAACACAUUUCACGAAAUCUGCAGCUUUGGAAUUAGCAGAUAAAGGAGUUAGAGUGAAUUGUAUAUCACCAGGAUAUGUGAAGACUCCGUUUAUGUUGAAUUCUGGUGUAAGUGAUGCUUAUAUAGAUGCAGCAUUGAUAGCUUGUGCUCAUAUUGUUCCUUUAAAGCGUGUACUAGAGCCAGAAGAAAUAGCUGAAUUAGCUUUGUUCUUAGCCAGUGAUAAGGCAAGUGGUAUAACGGGUUCGGAUUACGCGAUCGAUGGAGGAGUAUUACUGACAGGUCUCAAUGCUUUAUCUGAACAUAAAUUUUACUAA
This is a messenger RNA of Papilio machaon (common yellow swallowtail), 833 nucleotides long. Its product is annotated as 3-oxoacyl-[acyl-carrier-protein] reductase FabG. The coding region runs from base 39 to 833 and encodes 264 amino acids. Gene Ontology annotation, molecular function: oxidoreductase activity. The transcript has a single exon. Lineage: Eukaryota; Metazoa; Arthropoda; Insecta; Lepidoptera; Papilionidae. The record is from RefSeq and is a predicted model, not a curated record.